UGUAGGUAGAUCUAUAUAUGAUAUGUAUAAUUCAUAGUAUAGGGUAGGUGUCUAUGUACCGCGCCUUUAGUCUCGCAUUAAACGGUCAACCGAUAACUUGUGUUUGAUUUAUUACACUGGCGAACGAGGCUGGUUCAAAUUUAAAAAUGGCCGGUAAAAUAACGGAGUUCGACGUGGUUGCCGGGAACUGGGAAGCUUAUUGCGAACGGUUGGAGAUGUCGUUCCUAGUAAACGACGUUAAGGAAUCACUGAAGGUGCCUACAUUAAUAGCGUGCGUCGGUGAGAGUGCAUAUGAAUUGAUGGUUAAUUUGUGUAGCCCGUCAAAACCAAAGGACAAAACAUACGCGGAUCUGGUGGCCCUCGUCAAGGAACAUUUACAGCCGAAACCAGCAAUAUUAGCAGAGCGGUUCCGUUUUAGACAGUGUCGUCAGCGCAGUGAUCAAAACGUGGCUCUGUUCGUGGCUGAAUUAAAGAAACUAGCGAGGUAUUGUGAAUUCGCGAAAACGUUGGACGAGAACAUGCGAGAUCAAUUUGUGUGCGGGUUAGCUAGUGACGCCACCCGUCAGAGGUUAUUUGCGGAGGACACCGUGGAUUUUACUAAGGCAGUGCAAAUAGCCACCACUAUCGAAGCAGCGGAACGGGACGCGCGAGCGGUGGAGCCGGGCAAGAUGGCGGCGGGCGGCGGCGGCGGGCCGCCGGGCUGCAGCGAGGUGCACCACCUGCGGGCGGCGCCGUGCAAGGCGUGCGGGGACCAUCGACACCCGCACUGGGACUGCAAGUUCCGACUCUUCGAGUGCAGCCGGUGCCGAAAAGUGGGACACUUAAGGCGAAUGUGCCCGAUGGGCCUGGAGCAAGGCGGGCAGGCGGGCGGCGGAGGCGCGCCGGGGAUGGCGCAGCAGCAGCGAGACUGGAGUAGCGGAGCGCGACGCGGGGCGGGCGGCGGCGGCGGGCGGCGCGGCGGGAGCGCGCGCGGCGGCCGCGCCACGUGGCAGCGGCGCCGCGGCGGCUACACAGGGCGGGGCGGCCCUACCUCCUCAUAUCUCAUGAGGGAGGAAGAAGAAGGACAAGAAAGGGACAGCGAUGAACAACGGGAAGAAGACGAACCUGUUCACCAAAUGUCCUUGAGGGAGUAUAAGCCGGCAUGGUGAUUUAUGGAACGGUGGACUGGGAUGUUUCACCGGCGGGCGCGCGCGCCUGCACGUGCGCGAGGGCGCCGCGCCGGUGUUCUGUAGGGCGCGGCCGCUGCCCUACGCGCUGCGGGAGCGGGUGGACGCCGAGCUGGACCGCAUGCUCCGCGACGGCGUCAUCGAGCCCGUCGA
Plutella xylostella (diamondback moth) is the source of this 1319-nucleotide messenger RNA. RefSeq lists its product as uncharacterized. Gene Ontology annotation, molecular function: nucleic acid binding; zinc ion binding. NCBI's taxonomy places the organism in Eukaryota, Metazoa, Arthropoda, Insecta, Lepidoptera, Plutellidae. The record is from RefSeq and is a predicted model, not a curated record.